UUUCCAAUAAAAUCGAAAAAAGAUUUUGGUUCAAAUACUGAUAUUUUUAAUUUCAGUUCUAAUCUGUGCUUAAUGGUUCAAACUAAUUAUUGUUUAAUGUACUAAAAUAUUUUAAAAGUUUAAUUUAAUAAAAAUUAUCAAUAACAAAACAAUAGAAUCAUGGCUGAAAAACUGUAAUAAAGCACCAUUUACAAACAAAUAAAAUAAUAUAAAACACUUAUAAAAACAAAUAAAUAAAAAUAAGAGAAGAAUUAGUAAUAACCAUCCAAGUGAGAUUGGACACAUGCACUUAACCCCUUUCUACCUUAUUAACAAAGAACUAGCUUCAACAUAUAACACUUGUAAUAAAAAUUUAACGUUCAAUCAAAUUGUGAUUGAAAUAUACUAAAUGACAGAAAGUCUUCAUUAUCUUAGCCUCACUGAUAUAUUAACUUCAUAAAAAAAUUAAAACAUAGAAUUAAUUUACACAUUUAACCUUAAUUUAAACUUUAGCCAAACAUAGUAAAAACUUUAAUGUAUGUUUUUGUUAUAGUUUGUAUUAAAUUUAGUAGACUAAUUAAUAACUAUAGUUGUUGAAGCCUAAGAUGCCUGACCAUAAUAUGUGUUUUGGCUAGUCUAUUUGUUUCAGUGACUUCUCAUACUGCAAUAUUAUGUUGGUUGGGCAAACGUCUAUUCCAAUCUAUCAAAAUAUAUAGUGGGAUUGUCACCUAACAAAGUGCAUGAAAAUAUUGGAUAUGGGAUAUUUGUUCAAGGAUUAAAUGGAGAUUUAGCCCAUCUAUUGCUAGAUCAAGAAGAAGUGGGGACUAUGACUGUAGAAAGUUUGGCAAAAAUAAUCAAUGGCCAAGAAGCUAUAAGUGUAUCAGGGCAAAUCCAAAUAAAUAAUUUAAAAAUCGAAAAUGUGGAUUUAUCUAACCAAGAAGGAACAACAGAAAUUUAUAUUGCUGAAGAAAAAAAUAUUGCAAUUGACAUGGCCAAUGAGGCGGUGGCAAACUGUCAAAGUCUUAUGCGACCUAAUCCCAUGGAUGAACUACAAUGUCAAAAAUGUGGCAAACGAUUUUCAGAUGUUAAUGCUUUAAAAUCUCAUGAGGUGUCUCAUGAAGAUGGCCAAAAUGUUGAGUGUAAAUUUUUGUGUAGCGUUUGUGGAGAAAAAUUUGAUAAGGCAAAUGCAUUGAGUGCACAUUUACUCAUUCAUCGCAAUAUCAAGUUACACCAUUGUGAAGUUUGUGGAUUAGUUUUUCCUGAUGAUCAAUCUUUAAAAGAACAUGCUCAAAUACACUCUCGUCAGAAACUACACGCUUGUGAAAAAUGUGAUAAGAAAUUCCCCUCAAGUUACAGAUUGUUUCGUCAUAUGACAAUUCAUACAGAAAAUCCUCCUUUUGUUUGUGAUCAAUGUGGUGUGUCUGUGGCCAAUAAAAGUGAUUUAAAACUUCACAUCAUGAAACAUACUGGGAGUGCUGUGUACACAUGCACUGAAUGUGAUAAGAGUUUUUUAAAGCCAUCCUGUCUACAACGACAUUCGAGCGUACAUACUGGUGAACGACCAUUGCAUUGUAAAACUUGUAACAUGACAUUUACUUAUUCCAGUAAUUUAUGUGGGCACCUGAUAGCUAGUUCAAAAGCAAAGCCACAUCCGUGUACUAUGUGUGAAAAAUCAUUUCGACGACCUUCUGAUUUAGAGCGUCAUAUGAUGAUUCAUACGGGUGAACGUCCGUUUGUCUGUCAGGUUUGCUCCAUGUCAUUUAUUACCAAUUAUAAUUUAAAAGUACAUUCAAUGAUCCAUAACGGGGGUUUACCAUAUCCAUGCACAUCAUGUGAUAAAGCGUUUAGCAAACCUUCAGAAUUGCAGAGACAUAAAUUGGUACACUCAAGAGAAAAGCCAUUUUCAUGUGUAAAAUGUGAAGCUACAUUCACAAAUCAGAGUAACCUUAAAGCUCAUAUGAUAACUCAUACAGGUCGAAAACCAUUUCCCUGUCGUAUUUGCAAUAAAGGGUUUACACGUCCAUCAGAUGUGAAGCGUCAUAUGCUUACACAUACUGGUUGUCGUCCUUUUGCAUGUGAUGUAUGUGGUUUGGCAUUUGCCGAUUCGUCAAAUUUGAAAAAACAUUCGUUGACCCACUCUAAAGAUGAUCAAAAACUCGCUUUACAACAUCAAUGUCCAUCAUGUUGCAUAUCCUUUUUCUCAUAUGAACAACUCAAUGAACAUAUGAUUUCUGGAAAUUGUACUAAUAAUAGCGGACAAGCUGAACCCAAGUACUCGUGCAAAGAAUGUGGUGCUACAUUUAACCAUGCACUUCACUUACAGGAGCAUGCUAUCAUGCAUUCAAAUCACAGAUCAGUGCAUAGAUGUGAUGUGUGCAACAAAACAUUCAUUCAAGAGUCGUUUUUGAUUGCACAUAAAGCUUCUCAUACUGAAUCGCGACCUCACCGUUGCGACAUUUGUUUGAAGAGAUUCAAGAGUACAUCUCAUCUAAAAAACCAUGUGAUGAUACAUUCUGGUGUAAAGCCUUUUGAAUGUACUGUUUGUAACAAGUCAUUUUUGAAACUUGCUUCAUUGAGACGUCACUUUGCCACACAUGAUCGUAUAAAUUUCUCAUCCGCUGUUUGUCACCAAUGUGGAAAAUCAUUCCUCAAUCAAGAGUAUUUGAAAAAACACAGUGUAGUACAUGCUGAUACGUAAAACAGAUAAAUAUGAAUAAAAGUAAUUUUGUUCACUCGCUCUUAUUAUUAUUAUUAUUAUUAUUGGUGAACUCUUUAAUAGCCUUUAACUAUUGAUCAUUUACAUUUUUUUUGCAGUGAAUACAAUAUGAAUUGUAGAUAAAUAUGUUUUUAUGUAAAUAUGAAAUUGUUUUUUAUAAUCAGCAAACCAUGAUAAUUCAUUGUUGCUUUUUAGUUUUUAUUUAAUUCAAAUGUUGUUUUUAAAAUUAAAAACUUAUUAAAAAUUGAACAUUAAUUUAAUUCAGAUAACAUAUAGUAUUAGUAAAUGAGUUAAUAUAAUUAGAAAAUUAGAAUUUCUUUAAUUUUCUUAAAUCAAUAUUUAACCAAUUAUUAUUUUUUUUUACAUAUAUAAAAAAUGUAUAUUGUUGUUAAAAUAUUUCAGCCUCAUAGUUCCCAAUAUAAUGUAUUUUUGUAUGAUAAAAAUAGUUUAAAUAUAUUUACAUAAAGUAUAAUUAGGUUUGAUUUAGUUGUAAAUAUUUUAUUUUAAAUUAAUGAUUAUUAUUAGUAUUAAUAACUUUUAAUAUUAUAUUUUAUAGCUUAUUAGAGUAUAGAAAUAAGUGAUAACUGACUUAAAUUAUGACACUGCACAUAUCUUUUAUUCUUCCCAUAUAGCUUAAUUAAUGUGCAAAAUGAUAAUAAUUUGUACUUGAUGGAAUAAUUAUUGAAUAUUCGUUUAUUGUCUCCCUGCCACUAAGUUGUAUAAAAUGUUUAACCCCCACCAUUUGGCGCCCAUGUGCAGUUUUUAAUCUGAAAUGCCAAUAUUCAUGAUCAAUAUUACUAUAUACCUUGAUAUCUUACGUCUAGGUUAUUGAUCUAUUUAUGGAAGAAAGGUAGAAUAAUUCUUAUAAUAUUUUAAAUUUUAUUUUAUUUUAAUUGUGUUGGUGUGUUGUUGGCUUGUCGCUAUAUUGUAUGUAUUCUAUGUAUAAAUUCAAGUAUUAAAAAUUAAUUAUAAUAGGUUAUUUUCUACAAUAUUUUUAAACUGGCAUUAAUAUUAACAAAAAAAAAAAAAAAAAUGUAGCAAAUGAAAUGUCACAUUUAAGGAUCUAUAAAAUAUUUUCUUAUGUUUAUUUGGAUGUAAUAUUAGUUAUUAACAAUGUUACUACUAAUUAUUUAUUUUUAUUUGAAAGUUGAAUGGUAUAAAUAUUGUUUAUCAAGUUUAGGACUAUUGAAAGUCACAUGUUGACAUGGUGUUCACAUUAAUAUUGCGAGAUGGCAGGGCAAUAAUACAAGUACCAAUAAUUGUUAUAACUGUUUAGUCAUAAUUCUGGAUUUUUAUAUUGAACACAUUUUAAUACUCCGGAUCUUUAAUCAAGGUAAAUUAUAUAUGUAAUUGUGCAACUUGUUUUAGAAAGAUGUAAAUAAUAUGCUAAGCAAUAUAUAAAUUUAUAAAUAUAUAUAUAUAUUUUUUAAAGUAUAUAAUGUAUUAGGUAUACUUUUUAUGUAAAUGUAAUAAUUAACAACUAUUAAAGUUGUUCAUAACUAUACACAUAAUAUGUAUUAUAUAAUAUAUGAACAUGUAUUUUAGUUUUGACCGUAAUAUACAAGCAUAUAUUUUUAGCA
Molecule: messenger RNA, 4275 nt
Organism: Aphis gossypii (cotton aphid)
Lineage: Eukaryota; Metazoa; Arthropoda; Insecta; Hemiptera; Aphididae
Product: zinc finger protein 883-like
Exons: 4
Coding region: 806-2677 (623 amino acids)
Cellular component (GO): nucleus
Source: RefSeq, a predicted model, not a curated record